UUGGCCCAGGGCUCGAGCGCUUCACGAAGGCAGGGAUCUAGCAGUUCUGCGCCCUUUUAGUCCCGCAGUGCAGCCAUGCCGGCAAAUUCGGAGAAGGAGCAUCUCUCCAUCGUGAUCUGCGGCCAUGUCGACAGCGGCAAGAGCACCACCACGGGCCGCCUGAUCUUCGAGCUGGGCGGACUGCCCGAGCGUGAGCUCGAGAAGCUGAAGGCGGAGGCCGAGCGCCUUGGCAAGGGCUCCUUCGCCUUCGCGUUCUACAUGGACCGCCAGAAGGAGGAGCGCGAGCGUGGCGUGACCAUCGCGUGCACAACUAAGGAGUUCUACACCGAGAAGUGGCACUACACCGUCAUCGAUGCUCCGGGCCAUCGCGAUUUCAUCAAGAACAUGAUCACCGGCGCGUCCCAGGCGGACGUCGCGCUUAUCAUGGUCCCGGCCGACGGUAAUUUCACGACCGCCAUCGCCAAGGGCAACCACAAGGCUGGCGAGAUCCAGGGGCAGACUCGCCAGCAUUCCCGCCUGAUCAACCUGCUGGGCGUGAAACAGAUCUGCAUCGGCGUCAACAAGAUGGACUGCGACACCGCGGGGUAUCGACAGUCCCGUUACGACGAGAUCGCGAACGAGAUGAAGAGCAUGCUGGUCAAGGUCGGGUGGAAGAAGGAUUUCGUGGAGAAGGGCACGCCGGUGAUGCCCAUCUCUGGCUGGAUGGGUGACAACUUGCUGAAGAAGUCCGACAACAUGGGUUGGUGGAAGGGUUGCGAUGUCGAGUACGGCAAGGAGACCAUCCACGUGGACACUGUCUACGACGUGCUCGACGUUAUGUGCCGCGUGCCCGAGAGGCCCACCAGCGCGCCAAUGCGCAUGCCGAUCUCUGGCAUCUACAAGAUCAAGGGUGUCGGCGAUGUGCUCGCCGGGCGCGUGGAGCAGGGCGUGGUGAAGCCGGGCGAGGAGGUCGUGUUCCUGCCCACGCACACCGCUUCCAACCCGUGCACUGGCAAGGUGUUCACCGUUGAGAUGCACCACCAGCGCGUCGAUUUCGCCAACCCGGGAGAUAAUGUUGGCCUCAACAUCAAGGGCCUCGACAAGAACAACAUGCCCCGCUCGGGCGACGUGAUGGUCUACAAGAAGGACACCACCCUGGGUCAGACGAAGGAGUUCGACGCGCAGAUCCAGGUGCUCGAUAUCCCCAACGAGAUCAAGGUCGGCUACUCCCCGAUCGGAUUCGUGCGCUGCGGACGCGCGGCAUGCCGCAUCAGCAAGCUGAAGUGGAAGAUGGGCAAGGAGACUGGCGGCAAGAAGAUGGAGGACCCCCACUCCCUCAAGUCCAACGAGAUGGCCCAGUGCAGCUUCCAGCCGCAGCAGCCGCUAGUGUGCGACACGUUCAAGAACUGCGAGGGCCUGUCGCGCGUGGCUUUUAUGGAUGGCAACGGCGUCGUGAUGCUCGGAAAGGUCAUCUCGUGCGAGCGCAAGGAGGAGGGCGGCGCCGGCGGCAAGAAGAAGUGAGCCUGGACGGUUCUCGCGCCUUUCCUGACAGAACGUGUGCCCGCCCCGGCCGUGCCAGAAAUUUUGGUAUGACAUUAUCUUGGCAAUGGGCGGCGCUGUUUGUUAGGAUCACGGCAGAAAAUAGCACCAACGUGUAACGCACACGUAACGUACGUGUAAUUAUGCGCGCAGUGUUGUUCGGCAGUCGCUUCUUACACAGGUCUGCUUGCGUGUAUCCCUGUUUGUCUCCAAGCUCGCCGAGCCCAAAUGAGUACCGGUUCGGGUUCUGUGGGGUCUCCGUGCUCCGUGGGUUUCUGGCCGGAGCGUCACCUC
Molecule: messenger RNA, 1812 nt
Organism: Prorocentrum cordatum
Lineage: Eukaryota; Dinophyceae; Prorocentrales; Prorocentraceae
Source: the annotation of a GenBank genome assembly